UAGAUCUAAUACAUGGUUGAACUUUUACUUUCUGAAGCUGGAUUUAUUGUUAGGCCUAUUGCUGUUUAUUCUUAUGAAGUAAAUAGGACUUUUAUUUUGACGAAAUCAAUUGAAUACAUGCAGCUGGAAGUCCGCUCAUUUGACGUACUGGCAGCUCCGCCUGCAGGAGCGUUUUAAAUUCCAUUCAUCGUGUAGUAGCCUACCUGUUUCAAUAUUCUUUGCUAGAUGGAGGUCCAGUCACUUGUAGAUUUCAGGGGUGUCAAACUCAGGCAGUGGUUAGAUUUGUUCGAAUGAGGCCUCGUGGGGACCGUCAUUCAUGGAGCGUUGACUAUGUAGCCCGGCGUGCCGAAAAUUGCUAUAAAAAGGACCUAAGAGAUUUGCCUGAAAACAUCAAGGACAAAGUAGUGCGCAUUAUGAGCCUCCGUGGAACACUUACCGACUCCAAUAUCAGCCAGGUGUUGCAUUCAGGAAUAAAAACACUUGACUUGCACAACUGCAGGCUUUCUGACGUGGCAUUGCAAAAAAUCUCCUGCUGGCAUUUAAAUCGAAUAUGCCUCUCCAACUCUACAGAAAUUACAUCAAGAGGCUUAGGAGCGCUUGCAUCCUCCUGUCCAAACCUGAAAUGGGUAGACCUGUCUGGCUGUGUGUCGGUGACAGAUUCAGGUGUCCAGAUCCUGGCACGCUGCUGCACAGGACUGGAAGUUAUCUGUCUUGUGGGCUGCACAGCUCUAAGUGACAAAGCCAUUCAAGAGCUAGGAGCUAACUGCCAUAUGCUCCACACAGUUUCUAUCUCAGACACCUUGUUUACAGAUGCGGGUGUCAUCAGCCUUGCAACAGGAUUGUGCUCCAACAGUUUGAAGGAAAUCCAUAUGUCAAGAUGUACAAAGCUGACAGACGAGGCAGUGAUUUUUGUUCUCACAAAUUGCACCAAGAUCAGAACAUUUGUCUUCCAUGGAUGUCCACUAAUUACAGAUCGGUCCAGAGAGGCCCUACAAACCCACACUGGUAGGGACAAGAUAAAACAUGUGACCUGGACAAUUUACUGAGGAAACAUCCAUGUGCUACAAUAUUGUUCAUCAGUUCCCCUUUCUGACUUCUGAGUUCAACUUCAACAUGUGAAGACGUGCCGUUUGUGUGCAUUCCAUAGUGGGAAUACUAUACAUAAUGGUGACUUGUGUUCAUUUUUAAAUAUGCAUGGUAAUUUUUGAUUGUGCACUGUUCUCAUUAGGAGCAUUAUUUAUUUGAAGCUUUUAUUGACAUGAUUUAUGUAAUUUAAACAUUUAUUGUGUAACAUAAACACAUGUAUAUCCUCUGU
Molecule: messenger RNA, 1315 nt
Organism: Alosa sapidissima (American shad)
Lineage: Eukaryota; Metazoa; Chordata; Actinopteri; Clupeiformes; Clupeidae
Gene: amn1
Product: antagonist of mitotic exit network 1 homolog (S. cerevisiae)
Exons: 8
Coding region: 291-1046 (251 amino acids)
Biological process (GO): SCF-dependent proteasomal ubiquitin-dependent protein catabolic process
Cellular component (GO): SCF ubiquitin ligase complex
Molecular function (GO): protein binding
Source: RefSeq, a predicted model, not a curated record